Messenger RNA from Dictyostelium purpureum, 930 nucleotides. RefSeq lists its product as uncharacterized. The transcript is spliced from 2 exons. Bases 1 to 930 code for a protein of 309 amino acids. The record is from RefSeq and is a predicted model, not a curated record. NCBI's taxonomy places the organism in Eukaryota, Evosea, Eumycetozoa, Dictyosteliales, Dictyosteliaceae.
AUGAUAUUAUUCGCAAGUUUUGUCUAUGAUCUACCAUACUAUCAAGCUAAAUUUACAAUUGUAAAUUAUAAAAACAAUUCAUUUACAAGUACCACUCAAGAUAAUAGAAUCAUUCAAUCAAAAGAAGAUCAUAUAAUAACAUUUCAUAAAAGUGUAAUAUACGACACAUUAGAAAAAGGUUUUGAAAAUAGUUUAGGGGAAUAUCAAAAAAAAGAAAAAAAAUUAUUUUACAGUAAUCUAGGGAAAAAAAAUGAUAUAAAAUUCAAUUUAUUUGAAUUAAUAUCAUCAUCAGUAUUAGGAAUAAUGAUAUUUAAAAUAUUUCCACUUUUAUUUAUUUUUUAUAAAGGAAAUACAUUUAUAAGAAAACCAAGAAACAUUAAUAACAACGAAAAUACGGAAAAUACAAAUAAUACAAAUAAUACAAAUAAUACUAAUAACAAUUCAAACAAUAAUAAUAAUAAUAAUAAUACUACUACUACUAAUACUAAUUCAAACAAUACUAAUAAUAAUAAUGAAGCUAAUAAUAAUAAUAGAUUUAGAACGAAUAGUAACAAAAUUCUAACUUUAAGGAAAUAUAAAGUUAGAUUAAACGCAUUGUUGCUGGGUGACUUUACAUAUAUUUUUACAACAUUUAUUUUCAAUUUAGCAUUUACAUUGGUUUUGGUUUUAUGUAUAAAGAAAAGCUUAAAGGCAUUUACCGAUAUAGAAGAUGGAAUAUUUUUAAAAUCAAUAUGCUACAAUAACGAUAAUUAUUAUGGCUAUUGCAAUUCAUUUUACGGUUCUUCUCUAUCAAAUAAUGACAAAACUAUUACAAACUACAGUUGGGGUCCAGGAGGUGGAUGGUUUUCAAUAGUCUCUGUUUUAUUCAUUGAUGUUAUUUGUUUUUUAGCCAUUAUUUCAAUAUAUGUUAAAGAAAAUAUAUAUCCAUAA